CUUACAUCUGACUCUCACCUCGCCCGGUACGGUUCGAGUCCAAUCGAGUUUGUAGGCUCACAGACAAUAUAAUGGCGAGUCGACGAGGAUCUUCGAAGCGUCCCGCUUCCUCCGAAGAGAUCGACUUCUGGUCUCAUGCUGCGGCCUCAUUAUCUACAUUAUCGUCAACUAUGUAUAAUGAACCCGCCACAGGUGACCCGAUUGGAAGGGUCAACCGACUGCUUUUGGCAUGGCCUACAGACGACAACCUGCCGGCGGAGGGUUAUGAAAGUGUGCGAUCCACGUACAAGAAACUCACAGCCGGGCUCAAUGAAAUCAAAACAGCAGCUGAGAGAGACGUCGAAGCCAUUGACAAAGCGAUUGAACAGCUCGAUGUGCUCAUCGCGCUGCGCAAAGCUCCAGAAAUUGUGCCACAAGAGAAGCGCAACAAGCGGCCACGGGCCCACUCCCCGGCGGGGGCGCCUGCGCCUGCAGUACCAGUAUCUACUCCAGCAGUCCGCAGUGUUACAUUAAAUCUGCCAGCUCGAAGUUCCGUCGGUCCGCAGACCUCGGUACCAUUUUCCAGGGAACCGAAAGCACGUAGAGAAGCUCUGGCCAAACAGCUCCCUUUGCAAGAAGGGAGAAAGGUUGCAUUUCACCCUCCUCAGAACUCUAAAGGGGCCGAGACAGUUGCUGGGGGCAAAGACGAAGAGUGGAUACUGGCAGUCGUCAUUGGCUGUAUCAACCAAGACAAGAAUAGAUACGAAGUACAAGAUCCCGAACCACAAGAAGAUGGACAGCCGGGGCAGCGCUACAACACAACACUCCGUGCCAUCAUCCCCCUUCCCGACCCAAAUGCGCCGCCAGACAAUGCUGCUCACCUCAACGCAUAUCCCGAGUUCUCGCUUGGCUCGAUUGUGAUGGCUCUAUACCCAGAUACAAGCUGCUUCUACCGGGCGGAGGUUGUGGCCAGUCCUCGCGAUAUGCAACCUAGCGGAAGAAAUGGUGCAUCGUCAACAACGCCGACAUACAAACUGAAAUUCGAAGAUGACGAUGACCAAGAACACUUAGUGUCGGCACAAUGGGUCGUCGAGUGGCCCGGUGGAUCAUAGUGACAUCUCCACAUUGACUGUUCUCGAUCCUCUCCCUUCGGUCUGAACGACGCAUUUACUUGUUGUACAACUAGCGGUGUCCGUCAUGUAUUAUGAUCCCUGUCUUGGUUGCUUUAUGUCCAUCCGGGCCCGGGCCCGCACACGUGAAAACUUGA
Molecule: messenger RNA, 1246 nt
Organism: Fomitopsis serialis
Lineage: Eukaryota; Fungi; Basidiomycota; Agaricomycetes; Polyporales; Fomitopsidaceae
Product: SGF29 tudor-like domain-containing protein
Exons: 8
Coding region: 72-1091 (339 amino acids)
Cellular component (GO): SAGA complex
Source: RefSeq, a predicted model, not a curated record